This is a messenger RNA of Mucor velutinosus, 2133 nucleotides long. RefSeq lists its product as uncharacterized. Bases 1 to 2133 code for a protein of 710 amino acids. The transcript has a single exon. The record is from RefSeq and is a predicted model, not a curated record. NCBI's taxonomy places the organism in Eukaryota, Fungi, Mucoromycota, Mucoromycetes, Mucorales, Mucoraceae.
AUGCCCAAUUAUGCCACUAACAUUCAAUCUUUUACGCACAAUCACAACUUUAAUAUAGCUUUCCUGAACUGCCGCAAUCUUGUCAAAGCCUCUACUCCAGAGAUUAGCUCUGACUUCAUUCGAUAUUUACGUUCCUUACAUUUGGACAUUAUAUGUAUUCAAGAAUCGCACGCCGUUGAGGCAGUUCAGGACCAACUCAAUCUACAAUUCCAAGCUCAUGCCACCUUAUGGACACAACAUUGUGAUAUUAUCUCAUUCAAUACAUUAAUCAACUUACAUUCUUUAGACUUCGAUCUGGACCAACGCAUCCUUGCCUGCAAGGUUGUCCAUGCCAAUGCGUUGUUCCCACCCUUCACACUCCUUAACAUCUAUGCUCCUGCCCAAUACUCUCCCAGAGUGCAGUUCUUUCGCAAUCUUCUAGCGUUGCCUCUUUUCGACAUUCCUUAUUCAACCUCUCAGGCAUCUCUCUCCAAUUUAUCUACACCUCUCGACUCUGAUCCCUCCAACCUUGCUCCAAUGCUCAUGAUGGGGGAUUUCAACUAUCAUGCUACUUUAUAUCUGACCGAUGAAAGUGUGGAUCAGGAACUUGAUACUAACAAUAUUACUUCAGGAGCUGCCCUUCACCGACACUUCCAUCAGAUUCUCAAUACGCACUUCUUUGAAUGUACACAUUCACGGGAAGAAGGCCCUCUGUUACCAACAUAUCGCAGACAGAAGAACGGUCAAUCUACUAUCGAUUACCUGUACGCUUCCGCUUUCUUAUUCCAACACCUACACUCUUCUGACAUUGAGUUCCUUGAUUCCUCCUGGACCGAUCAUGCCCUUCUCCGGGCACGGUUUGUCUUUUCGUCGGAUCGUCAGGGAUCAGGUCUAUGGCGAGCUAACCACAAUCUAGCAACUAAUCAAUAUUUCACGGAUCAACUGUUUACAGCUUUAGAUGAAUUUUUCACUAACGUGGAGAUUACCGCUUCCAUAGAUGCCGCCGCCUCCAUUUUGCCUGCCUCUCCGCAAGACAAUUGGGAUGCUCUUAAAGCUCUAGUUCAGGAUAUCGCUCGUCGGGUAAGUCGUGCUCGCAGCAAUGCCUUGGAACGCCAAUACCGGCGCCUACAACGCAAGCGCAACCGAAUAUGUCGUCAAUACUCGGAUCCUCGUACCCGGACACAACUACUACACACCGUUGAAAAGCAAAUUGGUAUGCUUCAACGUGAAAUUGCUACGAACCUACGAUUGCGGGCAGGUAAACAUUGGCGUGAAAAGGGGGAAACCUCUGCCGGUUACCUUAAGCGAACUAUUGCCACUCAUGCCGCUAAACAGGCGAUUACUAGCCUCCUCCAUCCAGUUAGUAACACAUUAUGUACUGAUCCUCUUUCGGUGCAGACAGCUGCUUCUAGUUUCUAUGGCACGUUGUAUUCCAGUGAUCCGGUCGACAUCGCGAGCAUCGAGUCCCUGUGCAACACGAUCCCUGACUCUGACACCAUCCCGGAUGAUGCUCAUACUAUUCUUCAGCAGCCUUUCACCUAUGCCGACUUAUUGACUGGUACUCAUCGUACCAAGUUCCAAUCCAGUCCUGGCAUCGACGGUUUACCUUAUCCCAUUCUCAACGUGAUUUUCAACCACCCGAAGGCUGCCAAACUCUCUGUUCAGGUAUUUAAUGAUGCUCUCAACUUGGGUGUCUUUCCCUCCAGCUGGUUGCAAACCUGCAUCUGUUUACUACCCAAAUCCGGCGACCUAUCCAACCUCAAGAAUUGGCGACCUCUAUCAUUGAUAUGUUGCGAUGCCAAGAUAUUUACCCGACUUCUCAACCAACGUCUUAUGCCUUUUAUGAACAAAAUCAUAUGUCCUCAACAAUCAGGAUUCAUGCCUGGUCGCUUCAUCGGUGACAAUGGUAUGAUCUUCCACAACACUCGCCUCAUUGCUGCUGAAACAUCCUCUAACAGUAUUGCACUUCUCUUGGAUCAAGAGAAGGCUUACGAUCGCAUUCAUCCUGAUUAUAUUCGUGCUGUGAUGCAACGUUUUAACAUGCCUACUAAUAUUAUUCAUUCCUUACUAACUCUCAUUUUUUCGACACAAAUUCACAUCAACAUCAAUGGACAUAUCUCGACUGAUUAUAUCACCCAACAACGUGGUAUUUGA